AAGCGCGGCUACAGUGCGUUUCACAGACUAAGACAAAUGAAAGUUUAAUGGGGCGAGGGAAAGGUUUAGAGGGGAGAAAAUAGAAGAUAUCUUUAUAGAAAAAUGUGACUAUUCUAGGAGAAUUAAAAAUAUAUUUAAUAAAAGAGAAAUAUAUAUUAGGAUCAGAUUUAAAUUUACUUAAAAUAUUUGGCUAUUUUUUAUAUAUUGAUACGAUUUGCCAUGACUUCCUGUGAUUUUUAAGACCCUUUCCAAUGUUUCCUUUUGUUUACUUUGCGAACAAAAUAUCGCUGAAGUUUUUAUGCGAUCUAUAGCCUAGCUCUAGGAACAAUAAUAAACACAAAGCAAAGCAUUGCCCUUUUGUCCAUAUUGGUUAAACAUUUAUAGAACUAUGCUGCUGGCACGGCCAGGCACGUCACCCAAACAUUGGAUACGAUACUUUACCGUACAUAAACACACGUCUAUAUAGAAUGUUUGAUCGGGCAGCGGCGAAAAUGAGCAGUCGGGUAUAAAGCCAUCAUAAGAAACGGAGCGCAAAGUUCUCUGAAAAAGCAUAUGGGGGAAAUUCGUUGGUGAAUUGUGUGUGUGUGUGCUUCUCUAGCGAAUUUUCCCCCAACAGCAGAGACAGGCAGCUUUUCCUCAGGCAUUCAGUGCGAGUUCGAUUGCCGCCGCCGACGCCUGGUGUUUUCCCCAAUAUAUAAUUUUUAAUUAUUUUUAUUUUUCGUGUUGCGUUUAAGUUCGUGUUAGCGUUUGUGUUUUCUAGUUGGUUAUGUGUGAAAAUUUUUGAAACGUUUCGAGGAUAGAAACUAUCCAAACGGUUUCUUGAUAUUUUUAGCAAAAGUUAUAAGAAUAUAAAAGAAUAUAUAUAUAUAGAAAGACAUAUGUACAGUGCGUGAGUGGAUAUAUAUGGCACCUUGAGCUGCCGCCGAAAUGUGUUCAUUGUGUGCGUAAGGCGUAGUCAUGGAGGAGCAGCAGGUGCCGCUGCCCCACGAACUGACCGCCGAAUGGACAGUGCGGGCACAUCUCACCUUUGCCCGGGCAGGAGAGCCUGUGCAAAAGGAGUUAAGUGCACCUGAGGCAGUGCAUCCGGUCCGUGUGGUCUACAAAUGGUGCACGCCCUCGGAGGAAGUCGAAGAGCAGGAUGUGGAUAAGACUGCAGCCACCAAUAUUACUGGAACCAGCUUCCGUUCAACCAACUCUUCGGCCACGACCAAUGCAGACUCUGCUUUCGGCAGUCCUCAAGCUUCUAGAGCUGCUCGAACUCCUGUGCCUGCUCCUGCGCCUGCUCCAUCGGGAGCCACUGCCCAAGUGUGCGGCACAAGAUGUCGCAGCACCUGCAACAUAAUGGUGUCCGCUGUGGCGGAUUUCCUGCCUCAGGAUGCGGCCAUAGGAGCAGCAUCUAACAACGAACCCUUUGUGUACCACAGCAAAGUGCGGGCCCAGCAGCUGAGAGAUGCCUUCUCCCAGACAAGCGACACGGAAGAGCAGGCGCCCAAGAGGCGGCCAGCUUAUGAGCAGCGAAGGGCCACCACCGAAGCGCUGAUGAACUUUGCCAGCAAGCGGCAGGCGGAGGAGGCUAACACAUAUGUGCCACCCUACUCGCCCACGCCCACUACGCCCUCUUCCACAUUCAAAUCGGCUUCCAUGUCCAGGAUACCACCUCUGGCGAGUCAAGGUUCUGCUGCUGCUGCAGCUCGUCCCUCUAACCCGGGUGAAAAGAAACCCCGCACCGUACACAUUGAUGUCUACUGCACUGGCUCCGAGGAGGAGGAAGAGGAAAUGGCGGAUGAUGAGCGUCAGGCUAGCUCCAGUUCCUCCGAUUCCGAUUUGGCUGGCAGCAAACGCUACGACCUAGACUCCAACUCCACGCCACAAACCGUGCUGGACAAUGAACAGAUGCUGCUGCGGCACCAAAGAAUCUCCGGUGGGGCAAUGCCCAGACGCUUGGCUCAAAGUCCAAAUACCCAAAGUGGUUCAGGAUCACAGAAUCAGCAGCAGAAGGAUCAAUUAAAUCUGGGACACGCCAUCACCAAAUGCAGCACUGCCGAGGAGGUGAGCGAGUCCAAGCAGUUGCUGUUCCGCAAGCAUAUCGGUGAUCAAAGGGCGGCCAAGUUGGCCAAUCUGCGUCAGAAAUACAUGCGCCAGCCGAGCGAUGAGACCAGCAGUAGCACUUAUCCCAACUCCUCGAGAUCUACGAUGCCACGAGAUGCCACCUGCAGCAGCAUAUCGAGUGUAAUGGGUGGCGGUGGAGGCGGUGAUGGCAUGGACUCUUCGUGGAAGGAAACGGAUGAGGUAGACACUCCCAUUAUAAGCUUUGGUCUUACCAAGUCGGAUAGCUUUGACUAUGAGAACUCGCUGGAUCGACUGAGAAUAAGCCAGAUGGAGAGACUGUGGUCACGCCAGCACUCGCUGGAUCAGAGUCCAGCGCACACGCACCUGGGAGCACCAGCACCUCAUCCUCUGCAGACAAUCACAGAGGUUCAAUCGCAAAGGAACUCCUUCCAGCGCAGCGAUACCAUACCCUCCGAAUCGGAUGGCUUCUCGGAUGGCUUCAAUACCUACCCAGGCAGGCAGAUUCAGUCUCAUCUCCAGCAGAAUUCGCACUUUCCGCGAAAUCGCCCGGGUUUCUUGCAGUUCUUUGGACCCAACAACAGCGGGCCAAGCAGUGGACCAACGCCUCCUGCCACGGCACCAGUUCAGCCCGCCGCCGCUGCCACCACUGACCCCUUCCGCCUGCUUCAUCCAAGCUAUCGGUGGAAGAGCGAGGCUCGCGAUAACCUUAGUGUUCAGGUAGCCGCCUCUGGAUCACCCUCCUCGGAGAGAAGUUCUCCCCAGCUGCUGUCCGCAGCCACCACAGUGCUGCGUUGUGGCAGUGAGGCGCCGCCGAGCACCACAUCGGCCAGUACUUUUGGCACCACAGUGGCGGCACCCACACCUUCACCACUGCCAGUGCGUCGAUUUGAGAUAUCCAGGGACAGUCCAAGUUUGGCCAGUGAAACGUCCACCUCCCUUUCCGGCUAUACUCAUGAGCAUUUGGAGAAGGCCCGACGCUUUGGCAAUGUGGUGGCCUCCUCGCGAAAGCCUGGGCAUCAUGUGGGACCCACCAAGAAUCCCAGCUGCCAGUGCGAGAGCUGUCAACGCUGGAUGGCCGAGAGGUUUCAGCUGCGCGGCAGAGCCUUCUCCUUGGGCGAGAAGCCCUUGCUGAGGCGACCGAAGUUUUAGAAUUGCAAAAAACAUAUACAUAAUUCUUUGUCUAAGGCUUUGCAUUUAACACUGCUUUUGGAGCUUGCUCCCGAGAAACCAAUUAACCCAAAACCCCAAACCCGAAAUCCUUAAAACCCCAAAUUUCUUUCGAUUUAGAAGUAAGCCAAUGUAAGCGAAUGUUCCUCACACAGAAAAAAUGUGCGCUGAAUCAAUU
Drosophila kikkawai is the source of this 3415-nucleotide messenger RNA. RefSeq lists its product as uncharacterized. The record is from RefSeq and is a predicted model, not a curated record. Lineage: Eukaryota; Metazoa; Arthropoda; Insecta; Diptera; Drosophilidae.